UUCUACCGUCCCUUGUUGCCACAACGUAGAUUAUCAUCCUCUCUUAUUAUCCAACCCAAGUAUGACCUUACACCAAUUUAUGCCGAAUUACCUAACGAUUCAAAAGCUAUGCCGAAAAUCGCGAAUAUGGUUGUGGCUAUCGUGAAGGAUUUGGAGGAGGCAAAGCAACGUGAAAUAAUGGCUUUGGGGGAGGCAAAGCAACGUGAAAUAAUCAAUGUAAUUGAAAAAAAAGAAAGUGAAAAAUCGGAUUUAAGGAACCAUAUUACGCAUCUUGAGAUUGAUGUAAAAACGCGCACCGAAUCUCUUUUACGAUCAAGAAGGAUGUGUAAUGUGAGAGGUGCUUUAGAGUUUAUCAGAUCAGAGAUUCGGUCACAGCACAAGACUGUCUCGUUUCGCGAACCUACAGACAAUAUUUUGAUGGGGCUGACUAAAGAUACAAAGUUUGUAUCAGUCUUACAGCAAACAUGCACACUUAAUAAUACUCAAUACAAGGAUGUCCAAAAAUGCAUGGGGGGUCUCUAUCACACUGCAUCAAAACAGUUGCACG
This is a messenger RNA of Paraglomus occultum, 547 nucleotides long. NCBI's taxonomy places the organism in Eukaryota, Fungi, Glomeromycota, Glomeromycetes, Paraglomerales, Paraglomeraceae. The record is from the annotation of a GenBank genome assembly.